UGAGGACGCGGCGCGUUUGUCGUCCACACUAGUCCAUUCCGCGCCGGCAGAGACGCUUCGGCGAAGCGAGCAGUGACACCCCCGCCACCCCGCUCCCCAGCCACCCCAGCCACCCCAACCACCCCCAGCACGCCGACCAUGGCGACACAGGUGGCGCGCCUCGCCGCGAUGCACUCGUCCAGGACCAUGUCCAGGACCAUGUCCAGGACGGUGCGGGCCGUGGCCGCCCAGGGCACCUUGCUGGCCAGCCAGUGGCCGCCGCACCAGAGCAGCGUCCUCCGCCCCGUCUCGACGUCGAGCGCACUGGCCAACGCAGACGACGCGGCGGCCGCGGACAAGAGGACCUUCGAGAUCGUACGGCUGGUCCAGAAGGACAAGCCCAAAGUGCUCGAGUUCCUGCGCAAGUUCUUCUACCAUGACGAGCCCCUCAACACGGCGAUCGGACUCCGGCCGGACGUGCGCUGCCCGACGCUGGAGGAGUUCUCGCUGAGCACCUUCGACGAGGGCAUCUCCGUGGGCGCCGUGGCGGGCGACGGCAGCCUGGUGGGCGUCUGCAUCAACGCCACCCUGACGCGCGAGGAGGACGAGGAGAACCGCCGCGAGUGCGAGGAGGGCGCCGACGACGUGCCGGAGGACGUGAAGGCCCUGGAGGACCCGGACGCCAAGUUCGCGCAGAUCAAGCGCAUGCUGUCGCACGCCACGGCCCAGGGCGACGUGUUCGGCCACGGCCCGCCCGGCCUCGACCGCCUCUUCGACAUCUUCAUCCUGUCCGUGGACAGCUCCUGGAGGGGCAAGGGCAUCGCCACCAAGCUGCUGGACGAGAGCAGGGAGAUCGCCCAGGCCGACGGACACCGCCUGAUACGCAUCGUGUGCUCGUCCUUCGUGUCGGCCCUCAUCGCCUCGCGGAUGGGCUACCGCUGCAUCGCCAAGCUGGACUACAAGACGGUCCUCGACCGCAAGGGCCAGCGAAUCUUCCCCACCGAGCCGCCCCACGACGCCGUCACCACCUACGUCCUGGACAUUUGAGCGUGUGUGUGUGUGUGUGUGUGUGUGUGUGUGUGUGUGUGUGUGAGUGUGAGUGUGCGACUCGAUCUCCGCCCGGUGACAUGGGCAUGACAUUUAUUGUUGUUGUUAUUGUUUUGUGUAAGUCUGUACGUUCGUCUACGUCUAGUCCGCCGCGCACAUUCGUCGCGGUCCUAGGAGAGACAGGGUAAACUGUAAAGUCGCUGGAUAGUCAAUUGUCACAGUGUGUGAAAGUACAAGUGUGAAAAAAUCAUGACGCCCUGUAUCAUGUGUACAUAUGCAUUUACUUCCGUUCGUGGUGUUCACCGCGCUGCGUCGCGGACUCCAUUGUAAAUACGUUGUAUGGUUGUGAAUCAUUAAACUAACCGAAUGUUCCUACAAGUGUA
Molecule: messenger RNA, 1409 nt
Organism: Thrips palmi
Lineage: Eukaryota; Metazoa; Arthropoda; Insecta; Thysanoptera; Thripidae
Product: dopamine N-acetyltransferase-like
Exons: 5
Coding region: 139-1026 (295 amino acids)
Molecular function (GO): N-acetyltransferase activity
Source: RefSeq, a predicted model, not a curated record